CUAUAGGAGAAAGGUGAAUCGAAAACCAUAAACCCCUCAACUGAAAUAACUGUCAGAUCAGAAAGCCCGAAGAAGAUUGAUCGGGUGGGAUCGGAGUAUGGAGAUACUGCAAGAAAGUGGGUGGGAAGAAUUGAGAAAAGAAGCUCGGAAGAUCGAAGGUGAUCUUGAUGUUAAGCUCUCCUCUUAUGCUAAACUUGGUGCUCGCCUCACCCAAGGAGGUUAUGUAGAGGCGGGUUCACCAACUUUAGGAUCCAGCAGGUCCUGGAAGUCCACAGAAAUGGAGAUUCAGUCAUUACUUGAGAAAUUACUGGAUGUAAAUGAUUCUAUGAGUAGAUGUGCGGCAUCUGCAUCAGCUACAACUUCCGUUACACAGAAACUGGCAAGGCACAGGGACAUACUUCAUGAAUUUACCCAGGAAUUUAGGCGUAUUAAAGGAAAUAUAAGCUCAAUGAGGGAACAUGCUGAACUUCUCAGUUCUGUGAGAGAUGAUAUCAGUGAGUAUAAGGCAUCAGGGAGUUCCCCCAAAAUGCAGAUACUGAGGGAGAGAGCUGCUAUACAUGGAAGCAUAUCUCAUAUUGAUGACGUGAUUAACCAAGCACAAACAACUAGGGCUGCCUUGGGUUCUCAAAGGGCUUUAUUUGGUGAUGUUCAAGGAAAAGUGAAACAAUUGGGUGACAAGUUUCCUAUCAUCCGUGGGCUAAUUGGUUCAAUCAGAAGGAAGAAAUCAAGGGAUACACUCAUUCUAUCUGCAGUCAUCGCAGCUUGCACUUUGUUUCUUAUUAUCUAUUGGCUCUCGAAGUAAUAGGUAUAUUUGUUGAUACAAGAAAAUUCAGAAGAUAAUGUUUUCAACGGAAUUUUGCACUUGCAGUCACUGCCAUUCCCUGAAAAAAGUGAUAAUCUUGAGUUCAUUACUAUAAAAUCUUUCUGUUUACUUC
Molecule: messenger RNA, 935 nt
Organism: Lycium ferocissimum
Lineage: Eukaryota; Viridiplantae; Streptophyta; Magnoliopsida; Solanales; Solanaceae
Product: Golgi SNAP receptor complex member 1-2
Exons: 6
Coding region: 98-802 (234 amino acids)
Biological process (GO): endoplasmic reticulum to Golgi vesicle-mediated transport; vesicle fusion
Cellular component (GO): cis-Golgi network; SNARE complex; Golgi medial cisterna
Molecular function (GO): SNAP receptor activity
Source: RefSeq, a predicted model, not a curated record